AACAAACCUACUUCAGAAGUGAGAACUGCGUCGCUUGCCUCAACCACAGACCACAUCUCCGUUACUAGUCUGUUCCAGCCGAUCUAGCGAUAAUUUGACGACGCCAGUCACCAGCGACCACCGUCUCACCGGCGAAGCCACUGUCAAUUUGCCAAAUGCCCCAGGCUUAAGAAAACUCAGUGCACCCUAAAUUACAAGCUGCAGAGUAGCUAUUGUACCAGUAGAGGGAAAGAAAAAUCCUCUCACACAUCACUAUGUCUUCGAACAACCCAUCUCAACUACUUCCAUCUGAGCUAAUUGACCGCUGCAUUGGGUCCAAAAUCUGGGUCAUAAUGAAAGGGGAUAAGGAGCUUGUUGGAACCCUUAGAGGAUUUGAUGUUUAUGUUAACAUGGUCCUGGAAGAUGUCACUGAAUACGAGAUCACCUCUGAAGGACGGCGAAUAACAAAGCUUGACCAGAUCUUGCUCAAUGGAAAUAACAUUGCCAUUCUUGUUCCGGGAGGCUCACCCGAUACAGAAUGAGAUUUGUAUUUGACUGCAGCCUAAGAAGUUGGUAGAUAUAAGAACCAAUCUAUUUUGUGUCUGUAGGCUUACUGUCACUGAUUAACUAGUAACUACAAUUGUUGUUAGACCAUGAACUUGAUAUGAUGAACUACCAAUUAACUGGCUGUUGGCAUGUUUUUUGUGACUGCCAAUAUGUCCACUACUCUGUAUUUGUUUAAGGAUUUUAAAUUUGCUCAUGCAUGCAAUGGGUUAUGAAUUAUGAUUUAUGAU
Messenger RNA from Ipomoea triloba (trilobed morning glory), 773 nucleotides. Its product is annotated as sm-like protein LSM5. Lineage: Eukaryota; Viridiplantae; Streptophyta; Magnoliopsida; Solanales; Convolvulaceae. Bases 255 to 521 code for a protein of 88 amino acids. The transcript has 5 exons. The record is from RefSeq and is a predicted model, not a curated record. Gene Ontology annotation, cellular component: U6 snRNP; Lsm1-7-Pat1 complex; U4/U6 x U5 tri-snRNP complex. Gene Ontology annotation, molecular function: RNA binding. Gene Ontology annotation, biological process: mRNA splicing, via spliceosome.